Messenger RNA from Parathielavia appendiculata, 3321 nucleotides. Its product is annotated as PLC-like phosphodiesterase. Bases 1 to 3321 code for a protein of 1106 amino acids. Gene Ontology annotation, molecular function: phosphatidylinositol-4,5-bisphosphate phospholipase C activity. NCBI's taxonomy places the organism in Eukaryota, Fungi, Ascomycota, Sordariomycetes, Sordariales, Chaetomiaceae. The record is from RefSeq and is a predicted model, not a curated record. Gene Ontology annotation, biological process: phosphatidylinositol-mediated signaling; lipid metabolic process; release of sequestered calcium ion into cytosol. The transcript has a single exon.
AUGACGCCCAAGUCGCUUGAGACGCGGCGGGCCCGUCCUCCCAGCCGAGUCAGAACCGAUAUGGACUUCCAGACUCAGCUCGUCGUCAUCCCGUCCUCGGCCAUCAGCACUUCAUCCAUCUCGCCCAGCUCGCAGCAUGGCUCACCCACCCAGUCGUUCGGCACUGUUGGGACUGGCAUGACGACGGGCAGCUCACUCCAAGAGUCCCCGGAGCCAGUAGAGGACUGCCACGAGGGCCAUCUUGACGACAUUGACGCGCUUGGUACUCCUUUCCACCUCCCAGAGCCCAUCAGCGUGAAGCCGCGGCCCGAACAGACGGUUAGCCGGCUGUCUAGGAAGGCCAGUACCGCCUCGCUCAGCCAAAGUUCCGCUGUCAGGGCCUCCGGCACGACGGCCAUGGGCGAAGCCGUCAAGAUGAGCAUUGUCCGCCGCGCCUCGAAUACGGUUCGCAACGCUGCCGCCUUUAUCAAUAGGCGGCCCUCAUCGACGCACCCGAGAAGCCGGGAUGGAAGCGUUGGCCCUGGCGUCAUUCGCCGGAGAGGAAGCAUGAGCAACCCUGUAACGCCAUACGAGAGCAUCAGCCCCUUUGAUAGCGACUCAGAUAUCGAGGCCGCUGUCGCACCCGACGAUCGGAUUGGUGACGACGCAUCUCUGCUCGAGACUAGUUCACUGAACUCGACUUCCGCCGACGGCUUCGGAUCAAUUCCCUUGGCCCUUCGCCAAGGCGUGACCUUGACCAAAGUUUCCAAGAAGAAAAGCACCAAGACCAUCACGCUGUACCUCGAUCCCGACACAGCCAAGAUCUGGUGGGACAGGAACAAAUAUCUCUACAUAGACGACAUCAAGGAGAUACGCUCAGCCGAGGACAUCCGGCAAUAUCGGCUCGAUGCGGGGCUGCCUGAAAGCGUAGAGUCGCGCUUUUUCUCGCUCAUCUACACACUUCCCGGCAAGACCAACACCAAGCUGCUGCACCUCAUCGCCGAGAGUGACGAGUCGUUCCGGCAGUGGAUUGACGCGCUGGAGACCAUCUUCAAGCAUCGCCAAGACUUCGCUCUGAGCCUGAUGUCGUUCAACGACAAGGCCGUCCGCGCAUAUUGGGGGAUGGAGAUGGAGAGGCAGCUAGGAAAAGUGCGCUCGGCCGAAGCAGAGCAGAUUGACUUUGCCGGCGUUGAACGCGUAUGCCGCAGCCUACACAUACAUGUGUCGAGCGAGGAGCUGCGCAGGAGGUUCGACAUGGCCAAAGGGAGACGAGUCAGCGCAGGCGAUCCGCCGUCCGGCCCCAGCAGCAGCGCCCGUCUCAACUUCGACGAGUUUCUCGAAUUUGUGCGGCUCAUGAAGACACGUGGCGACAUCCGGGGCAUCUACCAGACGCAUGCAAAUGACAUCGAGGGUGGAAUGACCAAGGACGAGUUCCUUCAGUUCCUGCGCGACAUGCAGCGCGAAAAUGUCGACGAGGACUUGGGCUCCUGGGAGGCUGUCUUCGCGCGGUUUGCGCGCAAGGGCAAGCUCAGGGAUGCUGAAAAGCAGGGAGACGUUGGCGACGAGGGCUUGACCAUGUCGGAAACGGCUUUUGCCAGCUUUCUUACAUCCACCUCGAACGACGUCAUUCCCAAGGAGCCCCAGAAUUACGUGCUGGACCGACCGAUGAACGAGUAUUACAUUUCGAGCUCGCACAACACGUACCUGAUCGGCCGCCAGGUCGCUAGCGUGUCGAGCCACGAGGGCUACAUCUCGGCUCUGCUGCGCGGCUGCCGCUGUGUCGAAAUUGACUGCUGGGAGGGCGAGAACAAUCAGCCGGUGGUGACGCACGGCCACACACUCACCACAAGCAUCUCGUUCCUCGAGGUGGUCAAGACCAUCAACAAGUACGCUUUCGUCAAGUCGCACUUCCCCCUCUGGAUCUCGCUCGAGGUGCGCUGUCCCCCUGCGGUGCAGAUCAACAUGGCCAAGAUCAUGAUUGAGGUCUUUGGCGACAAGCUUGUGCGAGCCCCGCUUGACCCAGCCUCGGACCGGCUGCCAUCGCCGUCUGAACUGAUGGACCGCAUCCUCAUCAAGGUCAAGAAGUCGGAUGAGUCUCUCCGGCACAUUGACCGGCCCGGACGGAAGCGCGGCAACAGCAUGCCAUCGCCGUACAUGCGAGCGCUCGCGAUGGAGAAUGUCCCCGUGCCGGCAAGUCCGCUCUUGAGCCCGUCGCCGGCAUCAAGGUCCAAUCGGCACAUCAACACCAUCACCGAGGGCAUGGUCCACGAGCCCGUCAGCAGUAGCCCUAGUGAGUGCGACAGCGAAGGUGAAAUGGGCCCGGCGAAGAAGGUCAACAGCAAGAUCCAUCCCGUCUUAGGGGAGCUCGGCGUGUACUGCAUGGGUAUCCACUUUGACGGUUUUGACACUCCCGAUGCCAAAAAGUUCAACCACAUCUUCUCGUUCAAAGAGAAGACGUUCGCCGAAAAGAACCAGCCGGGCGCGAGCAAGAGAGCCUUAUAUCGCCACAACAUGCGCUACCUGAUGCGGGUGUACCCCAACGGCUCCCGCAUUUCAUCCAGCAAUUUCGAUCCUCUCGUCUACUGGAAGCGCGGAGUGCAGAUGGCGGCUCUCAACUGGCAGACAUUUGACACGGGCAUGCAACUGAACCAAGCCAUGUUUGACGGGGGCACGGCUCACUCGGGUUACGUGCUCAAGCCGCUUGAGGGACGGCAGAUUCAAGUGAUGCCCAAUUUGUCCCCCGACGAGUAUGCGGGCAAGCGUCCGCGAAAGAAGGUCACCUUUGAGAUUGAGGUCAUCUCUGCCCAGCAGCUGAUGCGGCCUUGGAACUUUGGCGAGAAGCGCUCGCUGGAUCCUUACGUCGAGGUUGAGGUGCUGAUGGCAGACGACAAGCGAAACAAGGCAGACGCGGCCGCAUACGCUGCGGCUCAGCAGAUGCAGCUCAAGCAGCGCACCAAGAUAGUCCGCGACAACGGCUUCAAUCCCGAGUUCAAUCAAACGUGUUUGUUCGACGUCACCACCAAGUACCCGGACCUGAUCUUCGUGCGGUUCAGUGUCAAGCUUGCCGAUAAGGGCUACAACGACAAGGCACCCUUUGCCACCUUUACCGCCAAGCUCAGCAAUCUCAAGCAGGGCUACCGCACGAUCCCGCUGCUCAAUGGCAAGGGCGAGCGCUUUCUGUUCUCCACCCUCUUCUGCAAGAUCAAGAAAGGGCCCAUCACCGACAUCAUGGUGUCCUACCAGGAGGAUGUCCCCAAGAACGGCAACAAACUCAAGAACAUUGGCAGGAACGUCUUUACCAACACGAGCCCUAAAUCUAGCAUGGACAGCGGCCGGACGUGA